CGUCUGACGUCACGGGGACCAUCUCGUUCUUCCUGCGGUUCGAGACUAGUGGGGCUAACUGAGAGCUAAAGGAGCUAGUAGUGUUUCUCUAUCUCUGCACACUUUUAAAGACACGGUUAUUAUAUCCUCAUUUCUUUAAGUGUGUGAUUGUACUUGAAGUUAUUAACCGCCAAAUUCUGUCAGACGACGUUUUCUCUUCGCCCCCGCCCGGAGAACUAGCUGAGCCAUGUACAAUGGGAUUGGCCUGACGACUCCGCGGGGGAGCGGCACCAAUGGCUACGUGCAGCGCAACCUGUCGAGCCUGCGGGUCAAGCGGCCGCGGGACGAGCGCGGUGGCGAUCGGGAUGAAAAGGACCGGGAGAGACUGGAGAGCCAGCUCAACAGGCAGCCCAAUGCCGACAUCCUGGAGCACCAACGGAAGAGGCAGCUGGAGGUGAAGUGUGCCGAGCUGCAAGACAUGAUGGAGGAGCAAGGGUAUUCUGCUGAGGAGAUCGAGGAGAAGGUGAACAGUUUCCGCAUGAUGCUGCAGGAGAAGCAGGAGCCUGCGCCCACCUCCACUGAGAGACCAACGGUGACAGAGACUCACGCCCUCGCUGCAGCCAACCAGCAGAAGAACGACCGCCUUCGCGCUGCUUUUGGCAUUGCCAGCGACUACGUGGAUGGAUCGUCCUUCCACGCCGACCGCAAGGAGAAAGAGAAAGAGAAGAGAGAGCAGGAACGGCUGGAGAAGGAGAGGCAGCAGCAACAGCAGAAGAAAUAUACGUUAAUCGAAGUUUCAGAUGAGUCCGAUUCUCCUCCAAAGAAGCGCAGUCGGAAGAAGAAAAAGAAAAAUAAGAACAGAGACAGCUCAGAGAGUCCGUCCCCAUCUCCUCGCAGAGAGAAGAAGAAAUCCAAAAAGAAGAAGAAGAAACGUGAGGUGUCAGAGGAGGGAGAAGACAGUUCCUCAGAAGAAAAAGAGAAGGUGUCAAAGGAGGACAGAAAAAAGAGUCCAAGUGCGAGUCCCCCAAACGCAAAGGCAGGGCGAAGCAGGAGUGUUUCCUCCAGCUCUGCUCACAGCAGCCCAUCUCCACCCUCGCCAAGAUCACGUCAACGGGACCAGACUGGAAGGGAUGUGGAUGAAGGUAGAAAGGGCAGAUCGCCAGACAGGAGGAGACGGGGCUACGAGGAACACAGCCCAGAAUUUCAGAGAGGGGACUGGAAGAGGCCCAAUCUUGAGCGAGAAAGAGAGCGACCAAGUGAGAUGGAGAGGACCUCCACCAAGAGGAGACAUGACUCCUCAUCCCCUUCUCCUCCACCACAGCUGGCAAAAACCACAGAGAGGGAGAGAGGAAGGAGGUCCACGAGCAAGCAGAAGGAGAGUGAGAAAGGGAGACGCUCCAGAAGCAGGGAAAUGGAGAAAAGAAGGCGUUCUCAGAGUGUGGAGAUGAUGGAGAAGAGAAGGUGUUCGAGGAGCAUAGAAAAUGAAAGGGACAGAACCCGGCGUUCAAGAAGCAAGGAGAGGGAGAGAGGUAGGCGCUCUAGAAGCAGAGACAUGGAGAGGGGGAGGAGGUCAAGGAGUCGAGAGAUGGAGAGGGGGAGGAGAUCAAGGAGUCGAGAGAUGGAGAGGGGGAGGAGAUCAAGGAGUAAGGAAAAUGAGAGGGACAAAGGACAACAUUCAAGAAUCAGAGACAUGGAGAGGGGAAGGAGAUCGAGGAGUCGAGAAAAUGAAAGGGAAAGAAGUAGGCGCUCCAGAAGCAGAGACAUGGACAGGGGAAGGAAAUCGGUGAGUCCACAGAUCGAGAGAGGGAGGCGGUCAAGGAGCCGAGAAAAGAGGGACAAAGGAAAGGUGAGCAUUCCUCAGAGGAUAAGACAGAACUCCUCCUCAUCUCCUUCUCCACCUCCUCCUCCAAAGCAGGAGUCCAAGAGGGAAAGGAGCAAAGAUGGGAACAAACAGGACAAAAAGAUAAGACAUGACUCCUCGUCUCCUUCGCCUGCCCCUGAAAAAGGGAGAACGAGGAGGGAAAGGAGUGGAGAGAGGGAGCACAGAACUGACAGAGAUCUGCAGUCAAGAGUGCCAAACGAACGGGACAACAGGAAGGACAGUGCGGGGAGACCUGAGAGAGAAACGCCUCCUCACCAGCAGAAAAAUGACAGGAACAGAGAUGGACAACCAUCCCGUGACUCCCUGUCACCUGCUACCCGCUCACCUGUCAGAAAAGAAAGUGAGAGGAGAGAGGAAACAGACAAAGAGGGCAAUAAGGAGAAGGCCCGGCAUCUGAACAAGCAGAGGGAAGAGGACCGAGGCCAAGAAGGCAGGAGGAAGCGGGAUGAGGUGGUCCAAUUAUCCUCAGAAAGCAGGCGAGAGGAAUUGAGGCCUGGUGAGAAGGCAAUGAGUGAAAAACCUGAGACUAAGGAGAGGGAGAAGCUUGCUGAGAAAAGACGAGAGAGCAGCAGCGGAAGCAGCAGUAGUAGUUGUAGCAGCAGCAGCGGGAGCAGUAGCGACAGUGACAGCGAUAGCUCCUCAUCAUCUUCUUCAUCCUCAUCCUCCUCUUCAUCCGCAUCCUCUGAAGAUGAGGGCAAGUCAAAGAAGAUCGGGUCACCAGGGAGGGAGAAAGGCAGUCCAGAGAAAGGUGUGCCAUCUGCCAUCGGGGCAGCCGUCCAGAGGUAUAUAGCUAACGGUAAACAGGAAAGCUCGGUUUCUGCCUCUGAACGUAACAGACCCAAAAGCUCCCAGAGGGAGAGAGGAGGAGGAGGAGAUGCACACGAGAAAGAGAGACUGCCUCAAAGAGCUCCUGCAGAGGAUUACCCGCCCCGCACCAAAGGUCAGGAGCGCUACAGCCCCACACAGAUGGAUAGCCCCAGUCCACCUCCAUCCCCACCCAGCAGAGCAGACACCAGAGGCGGCAGCAGGUACUCUCCUUCCAACACUGACGGAGGGAAGGGGAGAGCAGAGGUGAAAGCUGGGGAAAGAGGGAGGGACAGGGUCCCAACCAGAGGUGCCACAAGGUCUAGUCCCUUGGCCAGAAGGUCACGCUCUCCACCCCAAAAGACCUCCACCAUCUCACCAGCCCGUCGCACUCCACCCAGGCAGUAUCAGGAACCCCCAGCCCGGUCCAGAAGAGUUUCUCCUCCUCCAACCUGGUCAGACCGGGAAAGGCAGAGGGAGAGGGACAGAGAGCGGGAGAGGGACAGAGAGAGGGAGAGGGAGAGGGACAGAGAGCGGGAGAGGGAGAGGGACAGAGAGCGGGAGAGGGACAGAGAGCGGGAGAGGGAGAGGGACAGAGAGCGGGAGAGGGUUGCCAGGAGGACCAGGUCUAGAAGUCCGAGGAGGCGCUCCAGGUCCAGAAGUCCAAGGAGGCGGAGCAGGUCCACUUCUAGAGGUCUAAGAAGGCGAAGCCCCCCCAUCAGGGCUCGGCGGUCUCCAUCUCCACAGCGGCGAAGGAGGACGAGUCGCUCGCUCUCACGUGAAAGAGAGCAAGAAAGAGAGCGUGAGAGGGCCAGGAGGAGAGAGGUCGAGCAGGCGCGAGAAAGAGAGAAGGAAAAAGAAAAUCUGCAGCCAAAAGUUAUUCCCCAACCCCGCAGGUCCUCCUCCUCUUCCUCAUCAUCUUCGAGCUCCUCCUCUUCCUCUUCGUCCUCACCACCACCACCACCACCACCACCACCAGAGAGGAAAGAUGCGAGAGGACCAUCAGAGAGAGACAGGAGAGCAGAUCACCAGGACGAGAGGCGGGAGCAGAAAAGUCAUUCCUCUUCCUCACAGGGCCCUUCUAGAGACUCUUCUCAUGCUCCACCCUCAAGUGGGAGGGGCUCGCAGUCGGAUUCUCGUCGCUCUGAAGUGACCUCGAGAACAUCUUCGGCCAGCAGCCAACCAGAAGCCAAACAGUCGUCCCGAGGUCCGAGCAGGAAGCAGUCACCACCGGCCGUCCCUCAGCCGUCCGAACGAACAGGCAGAAAUGAGAGCGCUGUAAAUGGGAAGGAGGCGAGCAAGAAGGCCAGCCGGAGCAGCAGCUCCAGCUCCUCUUCAUCAUCAUCCUCCUCCUCCUCAUCGUCGUCCUCAUCAUCAUCUUCAUCCUCUUCAGACAGCUCAGAAUCUGAAGCAGAUCAGGGAAAAGGGAAGACAGCCAAAUCUAAGAGCUCUCCUUCCUCCUCCUCCUCAUCUGAUGAUGAAAAGGAAGCAAAGAAGAAGAGCCCUGCCAGGACUCACCGGGUGCCGGCCGAUUCCCUGAGAGAUUCCCGCUCCCUCAGUUACUCUCCUCCCCGACACGUGAGAGCUGCGGCGUCCUCGCCGAGCCGCAGGGGUGGCAGCAGACGGUCACCGAACCAAUCAUCAAGCAGCAGGCGAAGAAAAUGAACCAAUAGCAGACACCUUUCUUCUUCUGUGGUUUUGAACUGGACUACAUCGCAAACUUAACAGCCAGCAGUCAGUAGGUCUGAGUGUCGGGGGGGUCUCAUUGUUUUUUUAAGCAGCGACGACUCGAGGCUGGCGUGUACAUUUCUUUUUAUGAGCUCAGUACGAAACCUUCACUCACAGUCAUGUGUAACUCUAGCGCUGUUCCUCUGUACCUGUACUCUUUGUUGCGUUUCACCUGUAGAUACGAGCUGUCUGUAUUUUGGUUAUCAUGUGACAGAUGUGAUUUCCAUUUAAUGUGAGCGGAACCUGAAACGUGGUUAAUUUCUUUGUUGGAAAUGAUUAAUAAUAAUAAUAAAAGGCAAUUGUAAAUUUUA
This is a messenger RNA of Archocentrus centrarchus (flier cichlid), 4704 nucleotides long. RefSeq names its product serine/arginine repetitive matrix 2 (gene srrm2). NCBI's taxonomy places the organism in Eukaryota, Metazoa, Chordata, Actinopteri, Cichliformes, Cichlidae. The transcript has 14 exons. Bases 227 to 4330 code for a protein of 1367 amino acids. The record is from RefSeq and is a predicted model, not a curated record. Gene Ontology annotation, cellular component: nucleus.